GCGCCCGCCCCUUCCUGCGGCGCCUGCGCAGAGCCGUCGGCCUCCCGGGGGCUGCAGCGUGAGGCCGAGCGGGCUCUCCGUCUCUGGGGGGAGGAUGGCGACCGACUCGUGGGCGCUGGCGGUGGACGAGCAGGAGGCGGCCGCCGCGGCCUCGCUGAGCAACUUACACCUGAAGGAGGAGAAUCUCAAGCCAGAUGCCAACGGUGCCGUUGUCAAGACAAGCAACAAUGCCGAGAAGACAGAAGAGGAGGAGAAGGAGGAUCGGGCUGCCCAGUCGUUGCUGAACAAGCUCAUCCGUAGCAAUUUGGUGGACAACACGAACCAGGUGGAGGUGCUGCAGAGGGACCCGACCUCGCCCCUCUACUCGGUCAAGUCUUUCGAAGAGCUGCGCCUGAAGCCCCAGCUGCUGCAGGGGGUUUACGCCAUGGGGUUCAACAGGCCCUCCAAGAUCCAGGAGAACGCCCUGCCCAUGAUGCUCGCGGAGCCCCCACAGAACCUGAUCGCCCAGUCCCAGUCCGGCACCGGGAAGACGGCAGCCUUCGUCUUGGCCAUGCUUAGCCGGGUUGAGCCGGACCACAGAUAUCCCCAGUGCCUCUGCCUUUCCCCCACCUACGAGUUGGCUCUCCAGACUGGGAAGGUCAUCGAACAGAUGGGCCGCUUCUACCCUGCGCUGAAGCUGGCCUACGCCGUCCGGGGCAACAAACUGGAGCGUGGGCAGAAGAUCGCAGAGCAGAUCGUCAUCGGGACCCCGGGUACCGUCCUGGACUGGUGUUCGAAGCUCAAAUUCAUUGACCCCAAGAAGAUCCGGGUGUUUGUUCUGGACGAGGCCGACGUCAUGAUCGCCACCCAGGGGCACCAGGACCAGAGCAUCCGCAUCCAGAGGAUGCUUCCCCGGGAUUGCCAGAUGCUGCUCUUCUCGGCCACCUUCGAGGACUCGGUAUGGAAGUUUGCCCAGAAGGUGGUUCCCGACCCCAACAUCAUCAAGCUGAAGCGGGAGGAGGAGACGCUGGACACCAUCAAGCAGUAUUACGUCCUCUGCAGCAGCCGGGAGGAGAAGUUCCACGCCCUCUGCAACAUCUACGGGGCCAUCACCAUCGCCCAGGCCAUGAUCUUCUGCCACACUCGCAAGACGGCCGGCUGGCUGGCGGGGGAGCUGUCCAAAGAAGGCCACCAGGUUGCCCUCCUGAGCGGGGAGAUGAUGGUGGAGCAGCGGGCGGCCGUGAUCGAGCGCUUCAGGGAGGGCAAGGAGAAGGUCCUGGUCACCACCAACGUCUGCGCUCGAGGCAUAGACGUGGAGCAAGUCUCCGUGGUCAUCAACUUUGAUCUCCCGGUGGACAAAGACGGGAACCCGGACAAUGAGACCUACCUGCACCGCAUCGGCCGCACGGGGCGCUUCGGCAAGCGAGGUCUGGCCGUCAACAUGGUGGAUAGCAAGCACAGCAUGAGCAUCCUCAGCCGCAUCCAGGAACAUUUCAAUAAGAAGAUCCAUAAAUUGGAUACAGAUGAUUUGGAUGAGAUUGAGAAAAUUGCUAACUGAAGGGGGGCCCGAGGGGAAUUGAGGGGGCCCGCCUUCUGCCCCGUGGCUGUCCCGCCCAAAAUGGACACGCCAUCCUGACAGGCAUGUCUCCUCACCAGCCACAUGAGAAGUGGGGUGUCGUUCCCACUCCCCACCCCCACCCCGAGAUCACAGAA
Ahaetulla prasina is the source of this 1692-nucleotide messenger RNA. Its product is annotated as ATP-dependent RNA helicase DDX19B. Gene Ontology annotation, cellular component: cytoplasmic stress granule; nucleus. Gene Ontology annotation, biological process: poly(A)+ mRNA export from nucleus. The transcript has 12 exons. Gene Ontology annotation, molecular function: ATP binding; RNA helicase activity; RNA binding. Lineage: Eukaryota; Metazoa; Chordata; Lepidosauria; Squamata; Colubridae. The coding region runs from base 95 to 1537 and encodes 480 amino acids. The record is from RefSeq and is a predicted model, not a curated record.